Condylura cristata (star-nosed mole) is the source of this 6850-nucleotide messenger RNA. It is a transcript of the gene PLXDC2, whose product is annotated as plexin domain containing 2. Lineage: Eukaryota; Metazoa; Chordata; Mammalia; Eulipotyphla; Talpidae. The transcript is spliced from 14 exons. The coding region runs from base 930 to 2528 and encodes 532 amino acids. The record is from RefSeq and is a predicted model, not a curated record.
GAGGAGGGUGCAGAGGCAGAAUUGGCAAAUUGCGAGCUGCCUUUCCUUCCCGAAGUGUAGAGCAGGAGCGUGGGGGAGUGCGGCGGCGGCGGCGCCUCCUCCGCCACCAAACUCCUCCGGGCUCGGCCGGCCUUGGGGCCACCUCCUCUGCCGGGAAGAACCUUUCCAGCGAGGUUUCAGCCUGACUUUUACACCUCCUGUUUCUUUCGUCUUUCUCUCCCUUUUUGAAAAAAAAAAAAUCACAUUUUAUUUUUUUCUUCCUGGCUUCGGACUUCAGACUGCUGCAGCCUGAGCCUUGCCGGGGCUCAGCUUUUUGGGGCUGCCCAUCCCUCGCCCUCUGGCUGUGAAAAAGGACGCGCGCCCUGUUUUGGGCGAAGAAAAAAGGAAAACUUGUCGGAGGGGUUUCGCCUACCCACUGUAACCCCCUUACGGAAAACCCAGACCUCUCUUGGGAGCCAUCCCGAUACCGGGGAAAGUUCCCUCCGUGGCGACAGCCCUUUUGGAUCUGGAGGCGGCACCUUAGCUCGCGGUGGAAUUAGAUCUGUUUUGAGCCCGGUGGAGCGGAUCGCUGGGGCUCGGAAGUCAUCAUCUGUUGGCAUUGCCUGUGUGGAACCGAGUUUGCGAGCCCCGACUGCAAGUGGCCUUUCCUGCUCGCAGUUGUGGUUCGGUGUCUGGAUUGCGGGCUGCAAGUGUUGUGGCAAGUUGCGGAGAGAGACCCAGAGGUCCGGAGAGGACUGAGCUGCUUGCACUCCCUCCUUCCUCUUCCCGGCUCACGGGGGUGAAAGCUCAGAGGAAUUUACGGAGACCACUGGGGCCAGCUCUGAGGGUCUUCAGCUAUUUUUGCUCGCGCUCCCCACCCUACCCCAGACCCCGAGCGCUGGGCGCGGGGAAGGACUGGCGGGGAGAGGGAGGGAGGUCGCGGCGGCGGCAUGGCGGGGUUCCUGAGGGUCGACCUGGCCGCUGCUGGAGUUGUGUUACUUUGCCACUUUCUAAUGGACCGGUUUCAGUUUGCUGAAGGGGAGCCUGGGAACCAAAUCAAUGAUUGGCAAUAUCAAGUCGCUCACAUCUUCCCUCAAACAGAAGAGGAAGUGGAACUAGACACAUAUGCUUUCAGCCACCGGUGGAAAAGGAACUCAGAUUCUUUUAAGGCAGUUGACACAAACCGAGCAAGCAUGGGUCAAGACUCCCCAGAGCCUCGAGGCUUUACAGACCUACUGGAUGAUGGGCAGGACAACACCACUCAGAUUGAGGAGGACACAGAUCACAAUUACUAUACAUCUCGGAUAUACGGUCCAUCUGAUUCUGCCAGUCGGGAUUUGUGGGUGAACAUAGAUCAAAUGGAAAAGGACAAAGUGAAGAUUCACGGGAUAUUGUCCAAUACUCACCGGCAAGCAGCAAGAGUGAAUUUGUCCUUCGAUUUCCCAUUUUAUGGCCAUUUCCUCCGUGAAAUCACUGUGGCAACUGGGGGUUUCAUAUACACUGGGGAAGUUGUACAUCGAAUGCUGACAGCCACACAGUAUAUAGCACCUUUAAUGGCAAAUUUUGAUCCCAGUGUAUCCAGAAAUUCAACAGUCAGAUAUUUUGAUAAUGGUACAGCUCUUGUAGUCCAGUGGGACCAUGUUCAUCUCCAGGAUAAUUACAACCUGGGAAGCUUCACAUUCCAGGCAACUCUCCUCAUGGAUGGACGCAUCAUUUUCGGAUACAAAGAAAUUCCAGUACUGGUCACACAGAUAAGUUCAACCAAUCACCCAGUGAAAGUGGGGCUGUCUGAUGCAUUUGUCGUUGUCCACAGGAUCCAACAAAUUCCCAAUGUUCGAAGAAGAACAAUUUAUGAAUAUCACCGAGUAGAGUUACAGAUGUCAAAAAUUACCAACAUUUCAGCUGUGGAGAUGACCCCGCUGCCUACGUGUCUCCAGUUUAACAGUUGUGGCCCCUGUGUAUCCUCUCAGAUCGGCUUCAACUGCAGUUGGUGUAGUAAACUUCAAAGAUGCUCCAGUGGAUUUGAUCGCCAUCGGCAGGACUGGGUGGACAGUGGAUGCCCUGAAGAGGUACAGUCAAAAGAGAAGAUGUGUGAGAAUACAGAGCCAGUGGAAAGUUCUUCUCACACCUCCACCACAACCACCAUACAAGCAACAACCACACAAUUCAGGGUCUUAACCACCACGAGAAGAGCAGCCACAUCGCAGCUGCCCACCAGCCUGCCCACAGAAGAUGAUACCAAGAUAGCACUACAUCUAAAAGAUAAUGGAGCUUCUACAGAUGACAGUGCAGCUGAGAAGAAAAGGGGGAGCCUCCAUGCGGGCCUCAUCGUUGGAAUUCUCAUCCUGGUCCUCAUUAUAGCAGCAGCCAUUCUUGUGACAGUCUAUAUGUAUCACCAUCCCACGUCUGCAGCCAGCAUCUUCUUUAUUGAGAGACGCCCAAGCAGAUGGCCAGCAAUGAAGUUUCGAAGAGGUUCUGGCCAUCCUGCCUAUGCUGAAGUCGAACCAGUUGGAGAGAAAGAAGGUUUUAUUGUAUCAGAGCAGUGCUAAAAUUUCUAGGACAGAACAGCACCAGUGCUGGCUUACAGGUGUUAAGACUAAAUUUUGCCUAUACCUUUAAGACAAACACAUACAGAGAGACAAACACACACACACAUACACACAUACAUUCUCUCUCUCUCUCUCUCUCUGUCUCUCUCACAAGAGCCCUAAGCUGCUCUAGUAUGAAGGAGACGAGAUUUCCUGAGCCCAGUCCAGGAAGGGGAAAAGAAAAACUAAAAUUUAUACAAGAUACCAUUUACCACUGAACAUAGAAUUAUCUAGUGGAAUGACAUCUAUAUUCAGAACAUCUCCUGGGGACUUAUCAGAAGUAUGGCAAAAUUAUAAUGCUAUUGGCUUAGGUGCAGGGUUGUAAAGGGAUCGGGAGAAAAAUCCCAAAGCUUGAGUUCAUAGGGAUCUAUACCUUUGUUCAAAUUCUUGUCUGAUAUAAUAAAGAUAACUGUGUUCCAAAGCCUGAACCCUUCUCAAAAGAGCAAUGACAAAUAAGAUUGCUGAGACAAAUAGCUCCUGCAGAAGCAAAAACAACUCAAAAAUAAGAAAUUCUCUCUCUUCACCAGAUUUGUGGCAGGAUUUUGUUUUUCUGGUCUAAAUCCACUUAUUCAAACAAGUUCAUUACUUUAUGGAUGGAUGGCUCUUUUAUUUGUACUGGAAGUUUGAACUAUGCCUUGCUCUUCCCUCUUAAGGAAUGUUAAUGACCUGUGACCAAAUUUCCAAACUUUUAGGGAAGGAUGAGGAAAGCAGGAAUGGCAGACAGAUGAGGUUUUCAGCUCCCCCACCUUCAAAUAAAACUUUUUUUUUUAAGAAUUGCCUCUAUUUUCCAACUGUGAAGUCCAAUGAAGCCACGGUUGCUCCUGGCUGAGGAAACACAAACAAUGUGAAGAGUUCUAAAUUGUUUUAGAAGAAAAAGAAGCAAGAGAUUCUAAACAGGUGUUUUUGGUUUUGUUUUUUAACUUUUUGCUAUUUCAGUACUAAAGGCCUGUUUCAUUGUUGAUUCCUGCCCAAGAAGCCAUUCAAGUCAGCAUACCCCUGGCGAUAAAAAGAAUGAAAGAACCCUGCUGAAUCAUACAGUAAUUUUCUUUAAAGCACAUAGUAGUUACAUAAAUAUAUAUAUAAAUAUAUUUUUGUUUAUAACUAACACAAGGCAGGCUCUUGUGAUUCUGAGUGCAUUUUGUCAUCAAGACAAAACAAAUGCAGAUGCAUUACAGCAUAUUUCCAUAGAGUUGUAAAAUAAUCCUUAAUAUUAGAAUAUUUUUAUGUCACUUAGAAAAAUUGGUUCAAUUAGUUGCAGGGCCAAUCAUUUUCCUGCCAAUUUGAGCCACAUUCAUUCAUAUCAACCCCUUCCUAGCUAAAUAAUCCAGAUGCAAAAAUCUCCUUAGGAAGGACCUGUUAUUUGACCUGUAAUCACAAUUCAGAUUUUGAAACUUCCCCAUAAAAGGAGAGGCAUCCCUUGAGGAGGAACAUGACACCCACAUAAAUAUAUACCAAGCUCCUAAAGGUUCAAUACAGGUACUGUGUGUACAACUCCAUCAACAUCUCGACCCAUACAGCUUACAUCCCGUGCCAGAAAAAGCUGUUGGUUCGGGUAGGGUGUAGUAUCCAACAUUUGCAGAUUCAGGUAUCAAGAAGCAGAGAUUUCUCCUAAGCAGCAUUUUACUAACAGAUCAACAUCUUUCCAAGUGUCUACGUAAAAGGACAUUUUCACCAAACUAGUGUCAUUUUCCAUCAUUUAUAUUUUGCUUUAUAUUUUUAAGUACCUGAUGAGGGUAGUAAUUGUUUUCUGAACCGACAUAGUAACUACAAAGAAAUUGACGAGCAAAGUAAUUGAAGGAUGUGAUGACAAUCUCUCCUGCAGCUAGGUUCAGUUUACAUGAACUAGUCCACCUUAUUUCUUGUGGAGUACAUUUAUGCAGAUGCCAAUAACCAAAUGACUUGCCAAUGUAACUGGUGCAACUGGUAUUCUACAAAAGCAUAAACACAGACGAUUCCUUUUAGGAUAAGAUGCUACUUUCAUGGUCGCUGUGACUUCCAAUAGCGGCUGAUUGACAUAGUAUAAAAAAACCUGUGUGUAUAUAUAUAUCCAACUCCUUACACAAUUCUUUGGAGUAGCAUGUUCUCUUUAGGCCUUUCAGAGCUCAUUUUUCAUUUUUGAUUCAAAAGAAUUGGCAAUGCUAUUAAAGCAAACAUGAAACUCUGAACUGUCCAAUGAAGCAAAGCACUAAGUAAUAGGGAAAACUUUUGGAAAGAAAAAGCCUACUGACUUGAGGAAAACAUUCCUAAUAAAACAAGGUGGUUAGACAUUCCUAUUCUGUAGCAAUCAUCAACUGGGAACGGGACUAUCAGGCUGAAUCCUUACUUUAAUGAAACUUCCACUCUGCUUCAUACUUAUGAUUCGGUUUUGGUACCCAUUUACUACAAAAGAUGACUAGACCUGCACAAAAUUACUGGAGAUUCAGAGUAAACUCUACAUAUCAAAAAGGACACAAUGACUAGAGGAUAACAGUAACAAUUUUAAAAUUUAAAAUAAUGCACAUCCGGAGAAAUCAGCUAAAUGGUGCUACAAAGGGAUUUUGUUAAUUCAUCUUCAUUAUUUAUAAAAAUAAUCCUCAGUGAUUCAUUAAAAAUACUAAAAAGAAAAAUAUAUUAAGUCCAGCAGAAGCACAAUAUUGGUUUACUUACGAAUGCUUUGGAAUUAAAGUUAUACUAACAAAUUGAAAUCUCAAGCUCAAUUAUAAUGUUUAAUUUAUACCCCAAUUAUUAUUUUAGUUUGAGAUUCCUAGGGCAAUUUCUAAUCUCUCUCACAUGUAGCGUGUAGGUCUGUGUUGUCCAUUAUGAUAGUCAUUUGCCAAAUGUUACUAUAUAAAUUAAAUGAAAUAAAAAUGUAUUUCUUCAGCCAUAUUAGCCAAUUACAUUUGAGCUUCAUAUAUUGAACAAUGCAAAACAUUCCUAUCAUCAGAAAAAGUUCUGUCACACAGAGUUCUAGGUCUUUCUAAUUCCCGCUCCUUGAAUAAGGAGGAGGAAGAGGGAAAAAAAAAAUUUGGUCAUUCUUGGAUAUAUCUGGUGACUUUUUAUCACAGAGAGGUAGCACUGAGCAAUGCAAAGAAUAUUAGCUGACUCUACUCUGAGUUUCCCACUAUGUUACUGGGAAAAUAGCUUUAACCUCCAUGAAUCUCAGUUUGCAAUUUUGGAAAAUAAAAGUGUUUGUCCUGUCUCCCCUGCAAGAUUAUUAUCAUGCAGAUUUACUAAAUGUACAGAUGUACAGACUUAAAAUUGAAUGUCACUUUAACACACACAAAGCACAUUCAUUGAUCCAGAACACCACAAAAUGCAUUCAGAGGAAGAAAAUUCCACAGAUUCUAAUUUCUUGAAAAAAUACCAAAGAAAGUAUUUUAAAACACAAAGCAGAAAUACUUAAUUUUUUUUCACCUUAAUAUUUUCUAUACCUGACAUUUGCCAAUUCUCUGUUCUCUCAUGGCCAUGUCUUCUGCGUGCAGCUUUCCAACUGGUUCAGUUCUCUAUACUGUAGUCAUGUGGCCUCUCUAGGUUAUCCUGAUUUCUCAACUUACUCUUUACAGCAAAGGCAGGCCCACGAGCUAAUCAGAAUAAAGUACUCAAAUGAUUCUCAAUACCUAUUUUAUCCACAUAACACAGAUAUGACACAAAUGCCAUCUAAAAAUAUAUGAAACUUCAUAUGUAAAAGUUUGCAAGUACAGAUUAUAUAAAAGGAAUAAAAUUUUAAAUAGUUAUAUUAUCAUAUGCAGAUAAUUCUCAGAUCUAUUGGUUAUUGGCAAAAAUAAAAAUUUUAUGCUAUUUCUUCAUUUUGAAGGAGUAUAAAGUUGAUAAUGCCCCCAGAGUCUGUUGCUCAUUUGAGAAAAAGCUUUGCUAGAACACAUGCUCAGUUCAAGAUUACUUCCAUUCCAUGAUAAGAAUUAAUAUUUAAAUUCGAUUAACUUAAGGUAAAAAGAACCCUAUGGGUAUGGUUUCUUUCUCCUAUGAAAUGUUAUUUCCCUUUUUAUUUCCUUGGGCAGUUUUCAGAUAUUUUUCUAAGACAUGCCUUGCUAAUUCCUGACGACUGUACUUGCUUUUUCCCUCCUGCUCACUGCACCCCCAUCCUUCGGUAUCUGUAUCCAUGUUAGAUUCUUAGGAAGCAUCUAAUAAACCCUUUUCAUCAUACAGAAUAGGAAACUGAGGCCUGCCCCAGGGUCUCUUUGGUGGCCUGGGGGUUAAGUCUUACUGCUAUACCCUAGCUAUGCCACCAUGGCCUGAUUUCAAUCCCCAGAGCCAAGGAGCUGACCCACAUGGCGCAGCAGAACUCU